Molecule: messenger RNA, 195 nt
Organism: Cotesia congregata
Lineage: Eukaryota; Metazoa; Arthropoda; Insecta; Hymenoptera; Braconidae
Source: the annotation of a GenBank genome assembly
AUGAUUUUUUUGGUUCAACCUAUUGGAUCCGGCCCUUGCUACCAAAGCAUUGGACCGGGUUCGAGUCCGGCGUACACCAAUGAAUAUUUUCAAUAUUUAAGUGUAUUAUUCUGCUCAGCCCAAGAAAUACAAACGAGUUCCAAUCUCAAAAGUUUACCCCCUACCGUAGUCGCGCAUGACCUUAUAAACUUGUAA